AUGAGAAACGUAUCAGAUCAAACGUCGGUGAUGGAUGAGAUUGUGAAGUUGGAACAGUGGAAACAGAUCCGGAAAUUCAUGUCGGCGGGAUUUUUUGUCACUGAAUCACUCAACCACUUUGCUCACCUCUCGAGUUUGGUUACUCUCAUGGAGACAGUGAAAACAGAUGAGCUAUUGUCUUUGAAAGAGAGGUUUGUGGCAUCAUCGACUCGUCUUUAUUUUGAUUUCAAAUAUAACAAGUUCGUGGACGGACAGCGUCUUGUGGAAGUAUUUGGUCCUUUGAUGAAUGGAAAAAGAGAGUGGGAAUUCGAUGCGGCUGAUGGACUAGGAAAAGUGAAGAUCAGUGUUUGGGUGCCGAAUAAAUCUAUUAAAAUCGAACAUAUGAUUAACUUACUCGAUUUGCCGGAUUUGGCCAUGAGCAAUGUAUUGGGAUACCUUGAUCUCAACGCAAUCCUCACCCUCCGAAAAGUGAAUCGAGGACUUCGUGCAUUUGUCGACGAGGAAAAGCCAGAUUUCAAAAUCAAGAUUCUCUCCAUCUGGUUGGAACCCGACAAUGUUAGCCUCAGAUUCUUUAUCGACGAAAAAAAUCCGAUCCGAAUAGAAUAUUGGAAAAAAGGGGAUACAACUUCGGUGUCUUGGAGACGAACACAAAUUGUCAACCUCGACAUCAUGAAGGCGUGCGCCAAUGAUUUGGAGAUCAUUUUAAAGAAUCAGAAAUCUAUUUCCAAGGAAAUCGGAGUGUCGUUCAAUAUCCCAGAGUUUCAGCGGAGAGCGGAUGCCAACGAGUACAAAGCACUAUUGAUUCAGCGGACUGAACCAUUCCUGGCGGACCUCAAAAGAAUUCUCGGAUCCCGGAACCACAAGAUUCAAACCAGAUUGUUGCGGAUGGACGUCAUCGAUCAAUUCCAAAUGAUGGCGGUCCUCCCUUAUCUUUGCCCGGAGACGUUACGUGUUAUGAGUUUAAGAUCCUCGGGUCAUGUACCAGGUCACACAUUGAAGAUGGAUGAGAUUGUGAAGUUGGAACAGUGGAAACGCAUUCAGAAAUUCAUGUCGCAGGGGUUUUACAUCACUGAAUCACUCAACCACUUUGCCCACCUCUCGAGUUUGGGCCAUGCCCUUAUGAAGACUGUGAAAACAGAUGAGCUACUGUUGUUAAAAGAGAUAGUAAUUGCAUCGUCCACUCCAAAAUAUUUUCAUUUCAAUUACUGUGAAUUCGUGGAUGAAGAGCGUCUUGUGGAAGUUUUUGGUCCUCCGAUGAAUGGGGAAAAAGAGUGGCAGUUUGAUGCUGCUGAUGGACGAGGAAAAGUGAAGUUCAAUGUUUGGCAUAAUGGAGGGAUGGCUAACUUACUCGAUUUGCCGGAUUUGGUCAUGAGCUAUUUAUUAGGAUACCUUGAUUUCAACGCACUCCUCACCCUCCGGAAAGUGAAUCGAGCACUUCGUGAAUUUGUCGACGAGAAAAAGCCAGAUUUCAAAAUCAAAACACUCUACAUCUUAUUGAGACCCAACAAGGUCCGCGUCUCAUUCUACUUCGACGAAAAUGAUCCGAUUCGAGUAGAAUACUAUGGGAAAGUAGGGGAUCCAACUUCGGUGUCUUGUAGACGAAGAAAAAUUGUCAACAUCGACGUCAUGAAGGCGUGCACCAACGAUUUGGAGAUAAUUUUGAAGAAUCAAAAGUCUAUUUCCAAAGAAAUAGGAGUGUUCUUCUAUCUCCAACAUUAUAAGAAAAAGUCGUGGAACGACGAGUAUGACGCACGAUUGAAGCAGCGGACAGAGCCAUUCCUGGCGGACUUCAAAAGAAUUCUCGGAUCACGGAACCACAAGAUUCAAACCAAAUUGUUACGGAUGGACGUCAUUGAUCAAUGUCAAGUGAUGGCUGUCUUCCCUUGUCUUUGUCCAAAGACAUUACGCGAUAUGACUUUGAGAGUCCUGAGAAAAGUACCAGGUCAAACAUUGGAGAUGGAUCAGAUUGUAAAAUUGGAACAGUGGAAACGUAUUCAGAGAUUCUUGUCGGAGGGAUUUAGAAUCACUGAACCACUCCAUUACUUUGCCCACCUUUCGAGUUUGAACACGUACAUGGAGACAGUGAGCACAGAUGAGCUGUUCAUGUUGAAAGAGAGGUUUGUUGCAUCAUCAACUCCUCUUUGUUUUAAUUUAAAAUUCGAAUGGUUCCUGAACGGAGAGCGGCUCGAGGAAGUGUUUGGUCGUCUGCUGACCAGAGAAGUGGCAUGGGAAUUCGAUGCGGCUGAUGGACAAGGAAAAGUGAAAAUUAUUGCUUCGGGAUGUGAAUCUAUUAGAAUCGAACAUGUACGUUCUGUGUUAUGA
Molecule: messenger RNA, 2322 nt
Organism: Caenorhabditis remanei
Lineage: Eukaryota; Metazoa; Nematoda; Chromadorea; Rhabditida; Rhabditidae
Exons: 8
Coding region: 1-2322 (773 amino acids)
Biological process (GO): innate immune response
Molecular function (GO): protein binding
Source: RefSeq, a predicted model, not a curated record